AUGACUUCACCAGAAACCCUGCCUACACGUCACACUAGGAAAGGAAGGUCAUGUUCAACUACAGAUAAAAUUAUAUCGCGGUCGUCGUCGUACUCAUCCAAUAGUUCAAUGUCGAAAGACUACAGCGAUCAUACACCCUUGUCUAUAAGCAGUGCAGCUUCGGAACCAUUGGCUUCGCCCCAGUUCAUGCCUAUAAGGACUUUUAACCCAAUAGCUACGGCCGGCCCAACACCUAUGCAUUUGUUUCAGAACGAGAGGGGCAUUUUCAAUCAUCAUUCUUCGUCGAGCUCAUCAAAAGCUAUAUCAUCAAAUAAAAGAGGUAUAGCAGCAGCCGUAGCCCUGGCAACGGCCGCAACAAUACCAUUUCCUUUAAAGAGAAAAAGUCAAGAUGGAAGCUCUAAAGCUCCGGUAGCUGGUUGCGAACCAACGGAACAGAAAAAAAUAGCACUUUCCAUGAAUUCACAAAGUAACAAACCUAGAAAUAGUUGCAUAUGUGGUUCGGAUGAUUCUAAGGAUGAGUUAUUUAUACAAUGUAACAAGUGUAAAACAUGGCAGCAUAAACUGUGUUACUCUUUUAAGAAAUCAGAUCCGAUAAAAAGAGAUUUUGUUUGUAAAAGAUGCGACAGUAAAACAGAAUUACAGGCUAAUCAGGCAAAACCGAUGAUAUUCGCUAGGAAAAUGAGGGAUGAGCGACUAUUUCAAUUUUCAUCUAUCGUGACAACCUCGGCUUUGAAGGCAGACCAACAGCAACAGUCAAUAAAGGGCCCAACGGAACAGCCCAAGAAACGCCAACUUCAUUAUACCAACUCAGUAACACUACCCUCUGAGGAUAGCAUUAAUACACGAAAAAAACUGAAGCAUGAAAAGCCGGUAGCACCAGGCCACUUUUUGAAGCCACUGCUGAAUGAAGUAAGUUCGUCCCACGGGAUCGAAUUCAAACCUAUAACAACAUCUGAAUAUAAAGAUAAAUAUGUCAAGAUGUUUAUUGAUAACCAUUACGAUGAUGACUGGGUCGUGUGUUCCAAUUGGGAAGGCUCAAGGUCAAUUGAUAUACAGGUUAGAAAAUUGUCAAACGGAAAAGAUUUGGCUGUAUUCAUUUCAAACUCUUGCCUUAAGGGUGAGCUAAUUCAAGAAUACUUGGGCAUAAUUGACUUCCAAAAAAAUUAUCAGACGAAUGCAAGUAACGAUUAUCGCUCAAUGGGAACUACAAAACCAAGAGUACUAUUCCAUCCACAUUGGCCUUUGUUUAUAGACUCUCGAGAAGUGGGCGGAUUAACAAGAUAUAUAAGACGGAGUUGUGAUCCUAACGUGGAAUUAAUUACGAUAAGACCACCCAACGAAAAACCGGGGGCAGAUAAAGAUUGCAGAGUCAAAUUCGUCUUGAGGGCUAUAAGAGAUAUUAAGGAAGGUGAAGAGAUAAGCCUUGAAUGGCAAUGGGAUUUGAGGAAUCCUAUUUGGGAGAUAAUAAAUGCAUCCAAGGAUUUGGAUACCCUACCGGAUCUUGACAAGUUCUGGUUGAUGGGAUCAAUAAAGACUAUUUUAACAAAUUGUGAUUGCGCAUGUGGGUAUUUGGAUCAUAACUGCCCCAUAACUAAAAUCAAGAACUUCUCUGAGGAAUUCAUGAGGAAUACAAAAAAAUCUUUAUCUAAUAAAUCUUACUUCAAUACGAUAAUGCACAAUUUCAAGCCACAAAUAUAA
Saccharomyces mikatae IFO 1815 is the source of this 1698-nucleotide messenger RNA. RefSeq names its product Set4p (gene SET4). Gene Ontology annotation, molecular function: protein binding. NCBI's taxonomy places the organism in Eukaryota, Fungi, Ascomycota, Saccharomycetes, Saccharomycetales, Saccharomycetaceae. The record is from RefSeq and is a predicted model, not a curated record. The transcript has a single exon. Bases 1 to 1698 code for a protein of 565 amino acids.